AUGUCUGAGCAACGUCUGGCCUCCAUGAGCGCGGAAGAAUUCUGGGAGCUGGGCCCCAUCAAGGGGUGCAUCGAGAUCGCAAGCAAAGAAACCUGCAACGGGAAUGAUACGUGCCAACUAUGGCGCACGAUACUAGCGGUGAGUCUGAACGACUGGGCUUUUCUUAUCAGCCCUCACACCUACCCAGCCCGUGAUGGCGAACAUGGUGGUGUCGAAGACAACGACGGCGACGGUGAUACGACUACGAGCGUCAGCGAAGGUUCAGACAUCCCAGCUAAGCUUCCUGCGGCACCCAUACCAUUGUAUCCCAGGGGCCCCCGCCAGGGGCUGGCCCCGAGUCCGGAAGCUCGCCAGGCAAGUCGUGCCCCGUCUGGCAGCUCCAAACGGUGCGCCGAGGAUGAGAACGAGAGUAAUGAGGACGUCAAGAUAAAGCGUGAGAGCUAUAGUGAGGCCUCGGACACCUCCGAGGAGGUGCCCUUAGCUGCUCUCUGGAGGCCUAUGCCACUAUCCUCUUUCCCGAAUGAGCCGGUGCCUAGCAUCGAGGUAGAUGAUGACCUGGACGGUUUGCCACAAUCACCAACCCCGGAUCCUCGGGGCAGAUCCGAGCCCCCCGCCACAGCGCCCGGUGGUGCCGCGUUGAGAGCAGUGUCGGAAGGCUCCACGGUCUCAACGGUUAUCCUUAGCCAACCGAUGCUAACUCGAGGCAACAUUGCACAGCAUCACCCAGUGCCAGCGACCCCUAUCGGCCUCGCGCAACCAGCAGUCAAUCCGCCCAACGUCCCGGCAUCCCCCAGAUACUCGCCGAAUACCCCUUCCACCUCUUCUAACGGUAUCAACAGUGAAGAGGCGAAUAAGGAGAACAUCCGCUGGCAGGAUGACUACAGCCCGAUGAAGAGUCCGGAGGGGCCCCAAUCGGUAUCAACGCCAAGUGCUGCCGUGCUCCCGAGUGUCCCAAGCAACACGCCAGUCGACCCCCGCGAAGACAGCGCCAAUGAGGAAGUCAGCCAGUUCACCCUCACCAUUAAUGACCACAUCAACAUCUCCGAACAGACCGUCGAGCUGACCACCAUGGAACUCGUUUGCCGAGAUCUCUCGGUCCACCGGCCCCUGCUCCUCCUCUACUGCCUCGACAGAAUGAGCGACGAAGACGCCGAAAAGACCCUGAUCAAGUCGCUCCUAGUCGAGGACCAUAUGCGGCACCAGAUCACCGAGCUGAUCGAUCGCUGCUGCGCGCGAGUCCCCGAUCGCCGCAUGGAGCAAGACAAGCUUCGGUUCCGUCUUCUGAAGGAGCUGACGGUGGUGGUCGCUAAUGGGCCGAGCGUGCGGAUAUACGACUUCGAUCGCAGCGACGACGGGAUCUUUCUUCUGGGCCAGUGUGCGUGGGUGGCUCAGGAUGGCCGCCGGCUCACUAUCAACGACGAUCCGGAGGAUGUCUACCGCAUCGUGAAUCGCCUUGCCCGCCUAGGCCAUUAGUUCCUUUCGUGCAGUGGUCUGGUCGGUGGAAAAUCUACACCGGGAAAGCAUAAGAAAGUUGGCCCUCGGACGAGGAGUUAAGGUCAAAUAUUUUCUAUCGGG
This is a messenger RNA of Aspergillus homomorphus CBS 101889, 1575 nucleotides long. RefSeq lists its product as uncharacterized. The transcript is spliced from 3 exons. The record is from RefSeq and is a predicted model, not a curated record. Bases 1 to 1473 code for a protein of 490 amino acids. NCBI's taxonomy places the organism in Eukaryota, Fungi, Ascomycota, Eurotiomycetes, Eurotiales, Aspergillaceae.